AUGAGUGACAAUAUUGAUGAUUUUGAUCUUCCAAAGAUAAAUGAAAAUGUCAAUUUAGAAUAUGGAGUUUUCCUUGAGGUACAAGAGGAAUGCUCUGUAGUUAUAGAACCUGAACAUUUACAAGCCCAGGCUUUUCUCAAUCUUGAACAAAAAUUUACGUAUAAUGAGAUCAUGCGUCAUGUCAAUAAUGAUAUUCCAGGAGUGUUCUUCAUAGACGGUCCCGGUGGAACGAGAAAUACAUUUUUGUACAAAGCUUUACUUGCUAAUAUCCGUUCAUGUGGUCAUAUUGCCCUAGCAACUGCUUCAUCAGGUGUUGUGGCUAAUAACAUGCCUGGGGGGAGAACAGCUCACUCUCGCUUUAAACUUCCUAUUAAUCUUAAAAAUAACUCGGUCUGCAAGAUUUCAAGACAAAGUGGUAUUACUCAACUGCUUUGGACUGCAAAAGUAAUCAUAUGGGACAAAGCAUCGAUGGCUAAAAGACAUGCGUUGGAGGCGGUUGUCCGUACAAUGAAAGAUAUAACUGGGGUGAUGCUCCCAUUUGGUGGAAAGAUAAUGGUUUUGGGAGGUGAUUUCAAACAAGUUUUGCUGAUUGUUAGACAUGGAACACGAGCACAAAGUGUGAAUUCUAGCAUAUGA
Molecule: messenger RNA, 636 nt
Organism: Lactuca sativa (garden lettuce)
Lineage: Eukaryota; Viridiplantae; Streptophyta; Magnoliopsida; Asterales; Asteraceae
Biological process (GO): DNA repair; telomere maintenance
Molecular function (GO): DNA helicase activity
Source: RefSeq, a predicted model, not a curated record